Molecule: messenger RNA, 255 nt
Organism: Auxenochlorella protothecoides
Lineage: Eukaryota; Viridiplantae; Chlorophyta; Trebouxiophyceae; Chlorellales; Chlorellaceae
Exons: 1
Coding region: 1-255 (84 amino acids)
Source: RefSeq, a predicted model, not a curated record
AUGCCGCCCUGCAGUCCCCCCAGCGACGUCCAUGCACCCCCCAUUCCUCCUCCAUCGCCCCUCCUCCGCCGCACCCGUCGCUGUAGCUCAUCUUGGGCUGCUUCUGGAAGGGGUCGAACUCGCGCAGGCCGGCCCGGCCUGAGGCCAUGUUCUUCAUCUCGCCGUAGCUGGACAGUACGCCCGCGCCGAAGGCCUUCACCGCGCCUCCUUCGCGCACCACGCCAAACUCCACGGUGUACCAGUAGCACUUGGUGA